This is a messenger RNA of Parastagonospora nodorum SN15, 1437 nucleotides long. RefSeq lists its product as hypothetical. Gene Ontology annotation, cellular component: cell surface; fungal-type cell wall; extracellular region. Gene Ontology annotation, molecular function: glucan endo-1,3-beta-D-glucosidase activity; 1,3-beta-glucanosyltransferase activity. Bases 1 to 1437 code for a protein of 478 amino acids. Lineage: Eukaryota; Fungi; Ascomycota; Dothideomycetes; Pleosporales; Phaeosphaeriaceae. The record is from RefSeq and is a predicted model, not a curated record. Gene Ontology annotation, biological process: cell wall organization. The transcript has 6 exons.
AUGCUGAAGCUACUCUUCUUACUGUCGCUUGCACUACCCCUCGCGCAAGCCGCAGAAACAACAAUAUACACUGGCUUCAAUUAUGGCGCCUUCUGGGGUUCAGUUGGAAACGCUAAAACGGCGACCGAUUUCAAGGCUGGUUUUGGCUAUGCACACGAUCUUAAAUCUGCCAUGCCUUUCAACAGUGCCCGGCUAUUUACAUGCAAACAACAAGGGACUAACGACGAGUAUUCACAAGCAUUCGACGCUGCCGUAGAAACCAAGACAAACCUGCUACUUGGUAUGUGGAUCAGCCCAGCCAAAAGAGGCGACCCUCUGGACAACUUGAUCAAGACUGAGCUAUCGGCACUCGGAAAGGGGUUCGAGAAGCACGGCCAGGCUUUGGGAGAUCUAGUCAUCGGACUUUCCGUCGGUAGCGAGGACAUUUUCCGCUGGGAAGAUGAUAAGGAGAACGUCGGUGUCGCUGCGAAGGACGUUACUGCAGCCAUCAAGAAAGUCAAGGACACUAUUGCUUCGUCCGCGUUUGCCAAAUACAUGGCCAACAAACCAAUUGGCCAUGUGGAUACUGCGAAACAUUCAGUGGUCGACGGCGCAGACUUCUAUGGCAUUACUGUGUACCCAUACUGGAACAAGGACCCAGUCGCAAAUGCAAAGGGGAGCUUCAAAGGAACAUUGGACAAUGUUGUUUCACGAGCCAAUGGCAAACCAAUCUGGAUCGCGGAGGUGGGCUGGCCCUUUCAAGGCGCGUCUCAAGGAGCUUCACAAGCCAAUGCACAGAGCUUACAACAGUUCUGGUCUGAUGUUGGAUGUUCCAUCAUUGGCAAGUAUACAACCUUUUGGUUUGAGCUGAUCAAAGACUCUGAAUCAAAUCAGCCUGAUUGGGCCGAGUGCUUCAGCACCGCCAGCAAGCAGCUUGCCUACGACCCCAUCACCUUCUUCAGUACAGUCAUCCGUAGCGUCAUCCACGGCGCCGUCGGCAGCGCCAUCUUCGCGUUCAACCCCGCCCAGGGUGGGUUCCUCACUCCUCCCUUCCUCGCCACCAAAAGUAUGAUUCCGUGGUGUUUAACAAUGGCUGAUGUCGCGUCGAAUGGUCAGCUUCUACCUGUUGCUGGCGGCCCUGCUGGAAAAGACGGCAAGUGCACUCCACCACCUCCGAACACUGCAGCCCCUAGCUCCAGUGUUCUUCCAAAGGACGUUCCAUGCGCCAACUUAUACUGGCUUGCCAUAUUCAUCUGGAAAGCCUGGAAAAAUUCCAGCACCAGCGCCUGCGCCAUCUCUAACUUCAGCUUUACCCGCAUCUGCAUCUUCGAGUGGCAGUGCUUCUGUCGCACCAUCAAGCCCAGCGGCUCCACCUCCAGCUACGCCAUCCAAGGCUCCAGCUCCUGCGCCGAAAUCACCGAGUACAACACUACCGGACUUUCAGAUGGUUUCGGCUAA